GCCAGUGAAGGGGCCUGACGAGUCUCAAUCUUGCACUGGACUUUUUUUUCCUGUCCCGGUUUCCUGGCCGUCGAGGGGGCCUGCAGAGGGCGAGGAGACGACUCAGCAGGAACCUGGAUUUAUUUCUAAGAGCUGCGGGGCUGAGAAGGGGUGACCGGAAGCUCUCUUAGGACUGACCGGAAAAGAAACGGUGUCACCGGGAGCAAGAGCGGAGCCAGGAUGGCUUGGGCUCUGAAGCUGCCUCUGGCCGAUGAAGUGAUUGAGUCUGGGCUGGUGCAGGACUUUGAUGCUAGCCUGUCUGGGAUCGGCCAGGAACUGGGUGCUGGUGCCUAUAGCAUGAGUGAUGUCCUUGCAUUGCCCAUUUUUAAGCAAGAAGAGUCAAGUUUGCCUCCUGAUAAUGAGAAUGAAAUUCUACCUUUUCAGUAUGUGCUUUGUGCUGCCACGUCUCCAGCUGUGAAACUCCAUGAUGAGACUCUGACAUAUCUCAAUCAAGGACAGUCUUAUGAAAUCCGAAUGCUAGACAAUAGGAAACUUGGGGAACUUCCAGAAAUUAAUGGCAAAUUGGUGAAGAGUAUAUUCCGUGUAGUAUUCCAUGACAGAAGAUUACAGUACACUGAGCAUCAGCAGCUGGAAGGCUGGAGGUGGAACCGACCAGGAGAUAGGAUUCUUGAUAUAGAUAUCCCAAUGUCUGUGGGCAUAAUAGAUCCUAGAGCUAAUCCAACCCAGCUAAAUACAGUGGAGUUCUUAUGGGACCCUUCAAAGAGGACAUCUGUGUUUAUUCAGGUACAUUGUAUUAGCACAGAGUUUACUAUGAGGAAACAUGGUGGAGAAAAGGGAGUGCCAUUCCGAGUACAAAUUGAUACCUUCAAGGAGAAUGAAAAUGGGGAAUAUACUGAGCACUUACAUUCAGCCAGCUGCCAGAUCAAAGUCUUCAAGCCCAAAGGUGCAGACAGGAAGCAAAAAACAGACAGAGAAAAAAUGGAAAAACGAACACCACAUGAAAAGGAAAAAUAUCAACCAUCUUAUGAGACAACCAUUCUUACAGAGUGUUCUCCAUGGCCUGAGAUCACAUACGUUAAUAACUCCCCAUCACCUGGCUUCAACAGUUCCCAUAGCAGUUUUUCCCUUGGGGAAGGGAUGGUACGUCCAAGAUUAACCAUAUAUGUCUGUCAGGAAUCAUUGCAGUUGCGGGAGCAGCAGCAACAGCAGCAGCAACAGCAACAGCAGCAGCAGCCACAGCAGAAGCAUGAGGAUGGAGACUCAAAUGGUACUUUCUUCGUAUAUCAUGCAAUCUAUCUAGAAGAACUGACAGCUGUUGAAUUGACAGAAAAAAUUGCUCAGCUUUUCAGCAUUUCUCCUCGACAAAUUAGCCAGAUUUACAAACAGGGACCAACAGGAAUCCAUGUGCUUAUCAGCGAUGAGAUGAUACAGAACUUUCAGGAAGAAGCCUGUUUUAUUUUGGACACAAUGAAAGCAGAAACCAAUGAUAGCUAUCAUAUCAUACUGAAGUAGGUGUGGAGCAUUCCACGGUCAGUGUCUGCUGCUUCCUUCACCUUCCCCUCUUGAAAACCACCCCUCUUGAAGGAGAUAUGGAGAUUGAAGGUCUUCAGGAACCUGGCUCAUCUAACUAACCGUGGCAGGGAGGGAGGAAUGCAAACGUUGGAGGCAGGUUCUCAGAAGGCCUAAGCACUAGUUGGCCUAAGCACAGAUUACUGCCCAAUAUGCAACUCUCUAGCAAGUUUUUAGUUGCAGUUCUGGCCCCUGCUGUUGAGUCAGUAGGAACAUUAUUUAAGGUGUAUGUAGGGAAUAGUGAUGAUGAGAAUUGUGACGUUUGAUGGAAAGAUGUUGAAUUCGUGAUAUGGAGCCAUGUAAUUUUUGUUUUCUUUAACCCAUACUGGGGCUUGAACUCAGGGCCUAGACACUGUCCCUUAUCUUUUUUG
Dipodomys ordii (Ord's kangaroo rat) is the source of this 1940-nucleotide messenger RNA. It is a transcript of the gene Tfcp2, whose product is annotated as transcription factor CP2. The record is from RefSeq and is a predicted model, not a curated record. Bases 220 to 1512 code for a protein of 430 amino acids. NCBI's taxonomy places the organism in Eukaryota, Metazoa, Chordata, Mammalia, Rodentia, Heteromyidae. Gene Ontology annotation, molecular function: DNA-binding transcription activator activity, RNA polymerase II-specific; RNA polymerase II cis-regulatory region sequence-specific DNA binding. The transcript is spliced from 13 exons. Gene Ontology annotation, biological process: positive regulation of transcription by RNA polymerase II. Gene Ontology annotation, cellular component: nucleus.